AUGGCUAAAAGACAAUCGGACGAAAAUUUGCCCCUACACAUCGGAGCCGAUGAUUCAACAGACAAUGUUACCGAUUCUUCGGUGUACAACCAUGUUGAUUGUGUAAAAAGUGGAAAUAACAAUAUAAAACCAAGGAAAAAAAUUAAAUACCUGAGAAAAUCUGACAGUAUUUCAAGUAUGGACUCCCGUUUAUCAAGAAAAUCAACAACAGAGGAAGACAUAUCAGUAAAUCAAGACAGCGUAAACAAUGCUGAUAAUUUAAAACAUGAGAGUUUGUUAUCUAGCGGCGAUUUAAAAUUAAACAGACAAUUAAUUUUUACAAUACUAGGGAAAUUAGCAUCAGGGGAUGGGAACAAGGAGUCAUCAAAAGUAGUUGAGUCCACUGAAAAUCCAGAAAAUAUCGAAAAACAAAUUGAAAAGGAAUCAAAUAACAUGUCAAAGGAGAAUAAUCACAUUCUUGAGAAUACUGAUGAUCAAACAAGCGAGAAAUUGACACCAUCCAGAAAAGCAGACUACGUACACACGCUUUUAUCAGGAAGAAGCAGCAUGGAUAAUUCAAUAAAUAUACUAAACAGAAUGACAAUGAAGACGGAAGACAACACAGUUGAUUCAGUAAAAGAGCUUGAAAGGGAGGAAAUCGCGGAAACAAGUGUAUCGGAUAACGAGGAAAGAAACGAAGAUAUCCUAAAGAAUUUGGAAUCAGAAGAUUAUGAAAACGAAAAUGAAGAGGAAAGAUUGAACACAGUUGGAUCUAGGGAGGAGGUGAGGUCAAUAAAUUUGGAACAUGAAGGCUCAGAAUUCGCGUACCCGAACGAGUUAGAUACAAACAAUUUCGAAGACACUGAAGACGAGUACUAUGACAACGAAGAAAACGACGAGGAGGAUGACAACACGGAAUUAAUGGAUCAUGAUUUUGCAGAGUUUAAAGAGAAGACGGGACUUGACAAACUGUUGGAAAUGUAUAGAAGGUUGUAUAAUAUCUAUGAAAACAGAAUAGUUAACGGAAAUGAAAAGUUGAGAGUGGUAGUAAGGUGUAUACCAACCGCAAGAGAAAAUAGAGUAAUCGAAUGUGAAAAAUCAUGCAUAAAGCUCUUGAAGCCAGGAAACAAGGAUAGCGUGUUUAAGUCGCAGAGACCAGGAGUGUACGAGUUUAAUUUCGACUACAUAGUGCCAGAAGAUGAGACGACGGAGCAGUUGUACAACGAAAGCUGCGGAGACCUGGUUGAAAAGAUACUGUCAGGAAAAAACGUAACAGUGUUUGCAUACGGAAGCACAGGCUCAGGAAAAACGCACACAAUAUCAGGAGAUGAAAGGAGCAAAGGAUUGGUGUACCUGAUGAUAUCGGACCUGUUCGAAUACAGAGGAAGCGAAAGUGAAGAUUUCUACUUUUCUUACUUCGAAGUGUACAACGAGAACGUGUAUGACCUGCUGGUGGAGUCGGAAAGGAAUCUGAAGCUGCAGGAAGUGGAAAAUAAAGUGUUCGUUAAGGGACUGACGAAAGUAAAAAUGAGAAGCUACGAGGACUUCGUAAAGCUGUUUGAAAUAGGAAGCAGAAACAGAAAAGUGUUCAGCACUAACGCAAACAGAAGCUCAAGCAGAUCACACGCAAUCAUGCAAGUGCAGACGAGCAAAAAGUCGAAUCUGACGCUGAUAGACCUGGCAGGCUCGGAAAGAAUGAAAAUCACGGAAAACAAAGGAGAAAGACUGAAGGAAUCGUCAUACAUAAACCAGUCGCUGCUGGCACUGAUCAACUGCAUCAACACACUCUCAAAAAAUUCAAAGAGCAUGAGGAACGGAGGGCAGGAAGGAGCAAUGAAGUGUACGAGAGUGAAGUACAGAGAUAGUAAGCUGACGCACCUGCUUAAAAACUCGCUCACGAACAACGGAUUCAUAAUAAUGAUAGCACACGUGAACCCGGAAAGCAAGUACUACCAAGACUCGUACAACACAAUCAAGUACGCACUGAGAGCAAAGAACGUGGAGCUGAAGCAAGCAAUAUCAAAAGGGAAGUGCGGAAAGGAAGUCAUCAAGAAUUUCACGAAGGAGCUCUUGUAUCUGGUGAAUAUAAUGAAAAAUCAAAUGAACGAUGAGCAGCUGAAGCAAAUCAGAGACGACAUGUGCAAGUCGAACCUGAUAGGGCGGCCAAUAUUUGAAUGUCUAUAUAUAGGACAACUGUCAUUAGAAUCUUUUAAUGAACAAGUUAUACAAGCGACAAUUGACAAAUGUUCACAAACACACAAUCCAAGGAUAUUGGAAGCAAUAAAACAGAGUUGGACUGAAAAUUUGAAAAAGAGAAUUAAUUCACUAAAAACAGGAUCAAAAGCACCAAAACCGAAAUUAUCUAAAUCAGUUAAGGACCUGUUUAAGCAAAAUCAGGGAGAUAAGGAACAUGAAGAAUCAGAUGAAGACGAGUUUCUGGAUGCGGAAGUAGUUUCAGCAAAGGCAUCGUCGCCCUCAGUAUCACCCAAAUUGAGGCCAAUGGACAUGAAAACAUUGGAGAAACUGAAAGAAAGUGAAAAGAAGCCAAGCGAGAGUAUCGAAGAAUCAAAAGAAGCAGAGGAUGACCCAGAUACAGAGUUGAGCAUAUCUGAAAUCAGCGAUUUGGACGACGACGAACCAGAAACUAACGACCUAGUUAUCGGGAUGCUAGACAAGGUUACGAGACCAAGCAGUAAGAAGUUCGGGCCGCCACUGUGGAAGGUGAAGCUGAAGUACGGAAUAAUGCAAGUGAACAACGUGGAAAUACCGUUUGAUACACUGGAAGGAGAAUUUGAAUUUUAA
Messenger RNA from Theileria orientalis strain Shintoku, 2781 nucleotides. RefSeq names its product kinesin. The transcript is spliced from 9 exons. Gene Ontology annotation, molecular function: ATP hydrolysis activity; microtubule binding; microtubule motor activity. Gene Ontology annotation, cellular component: microtubule; transcription factor TFIIA complex; kinesin complex. Bases 1 to 2781 code for a protein of 926 amino acids. The record is from RefSeq and is a predicted model, not a curated record. Lineage: Eukaryota; Apicomplexa; Aconoidasida; Piroplasmida; Theileriidae. Gene Ontology annotation, biological process: transcription initiation at RNA polymerase II promoter; microtubule-based movement.